Molecule: messenger RNA, 493 nt
Organism: Effrenium voratum
Lineage: Eukaryota; Dinophyceae; Suessiales; Symbiodiniaceae
Source: the annotation of a GenBank genome assembly
GGUUGAGGAAUCACAAGGUUGGGGAAGCUUCAUCAGCCAGGCUCAUGAAAAACCGGUUCAGCAUUCGGUUCAGCAAUCGCUUCGAGGUCUUGGAACUCUACGCCCACAGGGAGAACCGCAAUCGCCGCGAGACCAGGCUUCUGCCCAUGCUGAACUUCGUCGCCUCCUCCAUUUGGAAGGCGCUCUUCGGCCACUCAGCAGAGCUGCUGAAAGGCCAAGACCACGAGAACGAGUACAUGCUCAACGACAAGGCCUUGCUGGUGAACCGCUUCAUCUCCGUGCCCAAGGACCUGGGGGAUGUGAACUGCGGCGCGUUCGUGGCUGGCAUGGUUGAAGGCAUGCUCCGCAGCGCCGAGUUCCCGGGCAGUGCCACGGCACACACCGUGGAGGAGCCCAGCGGCACCAGCACCACAAUCCUCAUCCGGUUCGAAGAGAGUGUCAUGGCGCGCGAGCGUCGCGCCGCAUGAGAGUCGACCCGACGAUUCGGUCGAAC